Molecule: messenger RNA, 285 nt
Organism: Knipowitschia caucasica
Lineage: Eukaryota; Metazoa; Chordata; Actinopteri; Gobiiformes; Gobiidae
Source: the annotation of a GenBank genome assembly
AUGCCUGCUCCAAAGGAAAACACCACAGAAACCACAAAGACGUUUAAAGUCACCUGCGACAAAAGAAACGUGACGGGAGUCGACCUGUUCUCUGUCCAAGUGCUCAACGCCUCCCAGGACCUGAUGGAGUUCCUGAGUGUGAACAGUUCUGAAUGUUCUGUGGUUCUGUUCUUCACCUCCUGGUGCCAGUUCUCAGCCUCGUUGGCUCCUCACUUUAACGCUCUCCCUCGAGUCUUUCCCAUCAUGCACUUCCUGGCUCUGGACGCCUCUCAGCACAGCAGGUGA